Mobula hypostoma (lesser devil ray) is the source of this 11594-nucleotide messenger RNA. It is a transcript of the gene lamb2l, whose product is annotated as laminin, beta 2-like. The coding region runs from base 1016 to 6478 and encodes 1820 amino acids. The record is from RefSeq and is a predicted model, not a curated record. NCBI's taxonomy places the organism in Eukaryota, Metazoa, Chordata, Chondrichthyes, Myliobatiformes, Myliobatidae. The transcript is spliced from 36 exons. Gene Ontology annotation, biological process: animal organ morphogenesis; tissue development.
UUACAUUAGUCCGCUGCGAAGUCUAUUCCAGCGAUAACUACCCUGAAGAAGUUUAAACCUUCCCUUGGCCGGGAGUUCACUGUGCCCCGUGAUCGCUGGAUAACAGACUCGCUCUCAGAGGGUGAAUUUGCAUUCUGAUUGUCUGCCGCCGUCGGACUAAAAAACAUAAUUCCCGUUGUGGGAUUGGCUGUUGGCAGUGUGUGUGGAUCCCCUCUCGCAGACCCGCACCCACUACUCCCUGCGGCUGCCGUUAACUCCGGCCAAUGUCUGUUUAAGUCACCGGUGAAGCGGGGUAACUCCGAGCCCGGGAAUCGGUUUACCGGAGGUCGCGAUCUUUAAUAAGAGCGGAUCCCAGCUCUCCGCUCCCCACCAACCCUUGCUAAUCCCCUUUACCCCCACUAAUCCUUCUUAUUCCCCCUUCUCCUGCCCACCAACCAUUCCUAAUCCCCAUUUACCUGCUCCCUCUCCCCACCAACCCGUCCUAAACCCCCUCUUUCCCCACCCCACCAAACCUUCCUAAUCCCCUUUACCCCACCGCUCUCCACCAACCCUUCCUAACCCCAUCUCUCCCACCCACCUUCCUCUCCCCCUCCCCUCCCCUCCCCACCGCCCCUUUACCCCCACUAACCCUUCCUACUCCCCCUUCUCCUGCCCACCAAUCCUUCUUAAUCCCCAUUUACCUCCUCCCCCUUCUCCCUUCCCACCAAUCCUACCUGAUCUCCCUCUCCUCCCCUCUCUAAAUCCACACUUCCGCAGAAAGGGCUGGGACAGGUGUGCGGAGCCCCGCCCUCGCCGACAGCGGAGGCCGAGUACUCGGGAGGGGUUCCCACGGCCGGCAGCCGAUUGCGGGACGGCUCAGGAGGGAGGGAGUGCCAAGGAGAUUCACCGCGAAGCUGCCAGGGUUAGCAAUGGAGGGUGUGUCCAGGCUGGGGCUGUUUAUUCUUCCUGGCUGAGUCAGGGGAAACUUCUGCUGAUUCAGAUCACCUGUUGAUCUUUCCCUGUCCGUCCAGUCAGAAUGAGGUUACUGGCAGCCACAGUCCUGCUCGCUUUGAGCAGCUGUGGCCAGGAGCUGCCGUCCAUGCCUCAUGGAUGUACAGAGGGCAGCUGUUACCCUGCAACGGGCAACCUACUCAUCGGGAGAGCACACAACUUGACGGCCAGCUCCACCUGCGGUCUGCAGGGACCCACUGAGUACUGCAUUGUCAGCCACCUCCAGGAGAUGGAGAAAUGUUUCCAGUGCGACUCUCGGAGACCCUAUGAUUCGGUUUCGAGCAGAAACUGCCAUCGUGUGGAGAAUGUCAUCUACCUGACCGACCAGAAUGGGGAGAGGACAUGGUGGCAGUCAGAGACUGGUGAGGAGCGGGUGAGAAUCCAGCUAAACCUGGAGGCUGAGUUCCACUUCACACACCUCAUCAUGAAGUUCAAGACGUUCCGGCCAGCUGCCAUGUUCAUCGAGAGGUCAUCGGACUUCGGACGGACGUGGACCGUUUACCGCUACUUUGCUUUCAACUGCACCAUCUCGUUCCCCCACAUCCCCACCGGGCCCCUCAGGAGAAUUGAUGACAUCAUCUGUGACCACCGCUACUCCGACAUUGAGCCCUCGACUGAGGGAGAGGUUAUUUAUAAAGUUCUGGAUCCAGCUGUCAAAGUGGAUGAUCCCUACAGCCUGGAAAUUCAAGAUCUGCUGAGGAUUACGAACUUAAGGAUCCACUUGACCAAGCUGCACACGCUGGGUGACAACCUGCUGGACAGGCGGCCGGAGGUCUUGCAGAAGUAUUAUUAUGCAAUCUACGAGUUGGUGCUGCGGGGAAGCUGCUUCUGCUACGGCCACGCCUCCGAAUGCUCCCCUGUGGCAGGGGUCCAACGAGGCGUGCUGGGAAUGAUUCACGGCAGAUGUAUCUGUAAACACAACACCAAAGGAUUAAACUGUGAGCAGUGCAUGGACUUCUACCACGAGGUGCCCUGGAGACCGGCAAAGGCUGACAAUCCACACGCCUGCAAAGCCUGUAACUGCAAUAACCACUCCAACCGGUGCCACUUUGACAUAGCGGUGUACCACGCCACGGGGAACGUGAGUGGCGGUGUUUGUGACGACUGUUACCACAACACCAUGGGCAGGAACUGUGAGCUCUGCAAACCUUUCUACUACCGCAACCCGACGGCCGACAUCCGGUCUGAGAAUACCUGCAUCCCGUGCGACUGUGACCCGGUGGGCUCCCUGGAGGGAGGGCUCUGCGACAGUGAUACCGACCUGGACUACGGGGUGAUCGCUGGGCAGUGCCGGUGCAAGGAGAACGUGCAGGCCGCUCGCUGUGACCGCUGCAAGGAUGGUUUUUACGGUCUGAGCCUGGGCAACCCACAGGGCUGCACAGCCUGCCUCUGUGAUCCUCGGGGAGUGGUGAUGAUGGGGGCUCCCUGUGACCACAUCAGUGGGGACUGUAUCUGCAAGAGGCACGUGACGGGCCGCUACUGCGAUACGUGCCUGACGGAGUACUGGGGACUCAGUACUGACUUGGCGGGUUGUCGACCCUGUGACUGCGACUUCGGGGGCUCCUACAACAACAGGUGCUCCAUGGGAAGUGGCCAGUGCGAGUGUCGCCCUCACAUCAUCGGCAGGCAGUGCAACGAGGUCCAGUCUGGAUACUUCUGCAUGUACCUCGAUAUGUAUACGUACGAGGCAGAGGAGGCCGAACCUCGCUCACUCACUGACCCGCUGCCUGGUGGAAGGAAGCCGCUGGUGAACGGAGAUUGUGUAGAGUUGGACAAACAGGAGCUGGGCAUUCGGCGACGGAGGCACCGCAACCGCCGGCCGCGGCGGAUCAAGCCAUAUGUGGAGAUCGUGAAACGGCAGCGGCCAGCGGGCGAGAUGGUCACCUGGAGUGGCCCGGGGUUUGCUCGUGUCCGCGACGGAGCUGGUCUGAUGUUCACGGUCAGUGAUAUCCCCUACGCCAUGGACUACAACAUCCUGCUGCGUUACGAGCCAGAGUCUGCCGAAGAUUGGGAAGCGAUCAUCAAGAUCCACACGGACGGGUUGCCCAUUACCUAUCGCUGUGGUAACCUGUUGCCGCACGGUCAGCCAUACAGACUGACCCUACACCACACGGAGAGGUACACCAUGGUUUCCUCCCCGUUCUGCUUUGAGCCCAGCAUCCGAUAUGAGAUUAGUGUCCGGUUCCAGCGGCUCCUUGCUCCAGAGUGGAACACAAACUCCUUCAUCCUGGUGGACUCUCUCGUUCUGCUGCCCAAGUACACGGAACUGCCGGGGUUCGCGGGCUCCAGCCCAGCAUUUGAGCUCCACCAAGAUGAGAUGGUCCGGUACAGGUGUGUCCAGUCUUUCCUGAUGGCCGGCAAGCCGAUGCUGGCAGACGUCUGCAUCCAGCUGCUCUGUGGUAUCUCCGCCAUCAUUCACAGUGACUCCCUGGCCUGUGACUGUGACCCACAGGGCUCCUUCAGCUCUGUGUGUGAGAAGAUGGGAGGCCAGUGCCAGUGUAAGAGGAACGUUAUCGGCCGACAUUGUGACAGCUGUAUGCCCGGAUAUUAUGGCUUCGGACCCAAUGGCUGCUCUCCCUGUGACUGCAGUGAGGAGGGGUCAGGGCACAGCAUGUGCGAGCAGACCAACGGCCAGUGCCCGUGUCGGCCAGGAAUCCACGGGCGGAAGUGCGACCUGUGCUCCCCUGGGCACUGGGGGUUCCCCAGAUGUCGGCCCUGCCUUUGUAACGGCCAUGCAGAUGAGUGUGACCCAUGGACUGGCGCCUGCCUCAACUGCAGGGACCGCACCACCGGACAUCACUGCGAGAGGUGUUCUGCUGGUUACUACGGAGACCCAGUCCUGGGCUCGGGUCAACAGUGUCGCCCGUGUCCGUGUCCUAAUUACCCUGGCAGUGAGAUCUACCACGGCAUCUCGUGUCACCUCGACCCCGGCUCCAACCAGAUCGUUUGCCUCUGUGAGACGGGCUACAUAGGGUCUCGGUGUGAUAUGUGUACCGCAGGUUACUAUGGUGACCCCAUGGUUCGGGGAGGUAAAUGUUGGCCUUGUCAAUGUAACAAUAACAUUGACAUGACAGACCUUGGAUCCUGUGACUCCCACACCGGCAGGUGCCUGAACUGCCUUUAUAACACUGGUGGAGACCAGUGUGCAGAGUGCCGGCGUGGUUACUACGGCGACUCUCUCCAGCAGGACUGCAGACGCUGUACCUGUAACAUCCGAGGCACUCUGGCCUCACAGUGUGAUCAUGACAACACCUGUCUGUGUGACAGGGUGACAGGGCAGUGCCCCUGCAGGGAGAACGUGGUUGGAAUGAACUGUGACCAAUGUGCUGCUCAUUACUGGAACUUCGGCAGUCCCCAGGGCUGUGAACCGUGUGAGUGCGAUUCGGAACAUUCCUACGGCCAACACUGCAACAUGUUCACUGGCCAGUGUGAGUGUCGCCCCGGAUUCGGAGGGCAGUCCUGUUCAGAGUGCAGGGAGUAUUACUGGGGUAACCCGCGGCUGUCGUGUCAGGCGUGUGACUGUGACCCAGGUGGGUCAGAGUCUCUGCAGUGUAACCGUUCGACUGGCCACUGCCUGUGCCAAGAAGGAUUCAUCGGGUCCCGUUGUGACCAGUGCAGUCGGGGUUACCGCGGCCGCUCCCCCAACUGCGUCCGCUGCCACACAUGCUUCUAUCUCUGGGACGAGGUGAUCAGCCAGCUGGAGGAGGCGAUACAGGGUGUCAGGGAGAAGGUGCAGCAGAUCACAGACACUGGAGUGGAUGACGGCACUAGCCGUCGUCUGCAGAAGCUGGAGGAGGAACUGGCAAGUGUACAGGAUCUGAUCCGGUCUCUGCCCUUGGACAGUACAGGGCAGCUCGACACUCUGCAGCAAUUCACAAUGGAUAUCAGGGAGGAAAUGGACCUCCUGUCCAAGACACUGGAUCGUCUGGAGAAGGAUAACUCCAGGAUUCUGGAAUCAAAUGGAAAAGUGGAAGGGGACAUAGAGGAGCUGGGGGAACUGACCAGGAAUCUGAGUGCAAUGCUUGCCCAGAAAACCAAGGAUCUGGAGAAACAUACAGCGUUAAACACUAAAGAGCUGUACGAUGCCACCCAGGCCUCCUACCAGGUGUCACGCGAGGCAGAGCAAGAGAUGAAUAGGACAGUCUGGGGCAGAGGCAGCCUGGAGGGGGACUCGGCAAAGACAAACGCACAGGUGGAGGAUCUGCUCCAGCAACGGGAGAGCAACUUCAGGAAGGCCAUGGCAGCUCAGGGCAAACGGCUAAAGGAUCUAUCGAUGGUGGUAGAAGAUUUGUCAUUGGACAACAUCAAUAAGAAGGUGUGUGGAUCAACCGCUGGCUUGACCUGCUCCUCAGACCCCUGCGGAGGCGCCAACUGUCAGAACGACUGGGGCGAGCGAAAGUGCGGAGGUCCGGGCUGUGGGGGAGUCCUCACCUGGGCUGAUGAGGCGCAGCGGAGAUCAGACAACACCAGCCAGGCUCUACAGAACCAAGAGCAUCAGCUUCGAACCCUCGCGCAAGAGAUCCAGGAUGCUCAGCAUCGUGCAGAACAAGCCAAGACCCAAGCAACAGAGGCACUAGACAAGGCCACAGCCGCAAAACAGCUCAUCAACAGCACCGUGGCCGAUCUUCACAGGUUCAUCAAGUCCAUAAAGGAUUUUCUCAAUGAGGAGGGUGCCGACCCCGAGAGCAUUGAGUUGGUGGCCAACAUGGUGUUGAGUAUCUCCAUACCAGCCACCCCACUCGACCUGCAGAAGAUCAUGCAGCAGAUCAGAGACAUGCUGGGACGUGUGACGGACGUGGAUGCUGUUCUCAACAGCACCAUGAAGAACCUGAAGGUGGCACAGAAGCUCAGCGAGCGGGCAGAGAAAGUGAAGAAACAAGCCGUGGAUAUCUCAAACAAGGUGACCCAGGCAUUUGCCAACAUCAACGCUGUGAAAGCCAAACUGGAUUUAGCUGAGAAAUCACUGGAAGCAGCAAAAAACAGUUCCGCCAGUUUGGGAGAGUCAGUCCGGAAGGUGAACAAGCUGCUGACUGUCCUCGAGUUGCAGCUGAUGGCCGCAGCAGAGAGACUGGCCAACCUGUUCAUGGGGGUCGAGGCGCUGCAGAAUAAAACCGUCGCCAACAGGGAGCAGGCGGAGGAGGCGAAGAGAGCGGCGCUGGAUGCCCGGAACCGCACAGAGCAGCUGGAAGCCAACGACCUGCAGGAGGCAGAGAGGCGUUACCAGGAGCUGAAGGACAAAGUGAAGGCACUGGGGAACGCCGACGCUGGAGGGGGCGAGCGGAUCAGGAAGAUCCAGGAGGAGGCGGAGAAGCUGGGGAAGCAAGCGGCCAGCAGCCUAGACAGAUUAGACGCUCUGCAGAAGAAGUUUGAAAGAAACGAACGACUGAUGGAGCAGAAGGUGGAACAGCUCCAGGCGCUGGAGGAGAACGUGUCGGAGCUACUCGAAUACAUCCGUGAGCGGUCACAGUACUACGGCUACUGCGCCUGACCCCUGGCCUCUGAUCAAUGCUGCCACACUGAUCUCCAUCUCCUUCUCCUCUCGAGUUAUUGGGACCCUCAGCUCCUGCCAACAGAAAGGCAGAGUAAUCAGCCGUUCAUCAGUGCAGGCAAUCCCAACCAGCCAGCAAUUUCAACAUUAGGUAUUCCCUUGAGAUUGUGAUGUUUACCAGGAUGUUGCCAGGACAGAGAACCGCACUUGCUGUGCAGUUUCAGUCACUGUUUGAGGAUUGCCAGAUUUACGAGGAUGUUAUAGAAACAGAGGACCUCUGAUAGGGAGAGGUCGUCCAGGCUGGGUCCUUAUUCCUUGGAAGGUAGGAGAGUGAGGGGAAACUUUACAGAUAUGUUUAAAAUUAUAAGAGACAGAGAUAUGAUGGACAGUAACAAUCUUUUCCCUAGGGUAGGGGAACCAAAACUGGGGGCAUAGGUUUAUGAUGAGAGGGGAAGGAUUUAACAGGGAGCUGAAUGAUAACUUUUUCACACAGAGGGUGGUGAGUAUAUGGAACGAGGAAGUGGUUGUGGCAGGGUCAAUAGUAUCAUUUAAGCAACACUCGGACAGAUACAUGCGGGCAUGAGGCUUGGAGAGAUACGGGCUGGACACAGGGAAUUGAGACUAACCUGGGUGGGCACCAUUGUCAGUAUGCCAGAGGGCCAGUGUCCAUCCUGUCUGUCUCGAUGACUCUAACAGGUGACGUACCAUCCGCGUGCUCCUAUUGUUGUCGUAUUGACCCUUCACAAAAUGGAGAGGUGGGUGGCUAUCCAGCCUUCUCUGCAAUCCAUCUCAACACCAUGAACAUCAGCUUCCUCUCCCCUCAAUCACAAUAUCUAACGUCUCUUCCCCUGUCUCUCCCCCUGUCUCUCUCACUUACGCUCCCUCGCACCAUGUCUGUGUUGAACACAAUGCCAAAUUAAACUCAAUCCCUUCAGCGACGGAGCCUCAGGGUGCCCUCUGGACAGCGAGUUGCAAAGAUUCACCACCUGGUACCCGUGCAUGAACCUGGUCUCUUUUCUGUCCUGAACGGCCGACACUCCCAGCCCCUGUUCUGGGACAGAGAGCUCCUGCUUCAGCCUUCCCAACUGGGGGCAGGCAUCAGCCCCACUCCCACACUGCCAAGCCCUGAAAGAAUUUCUGUGAGAUCACUUCUCAUUUAUCUAAACUCAGAGGAAUACAGGAGUGGUCUGGUUAACCUGUCCUCUCUGACAAACGCUUGGCAGCAGGAAUCAAUGUGGUGAACCUUUGCUGACCCUUACUAUUGUAAGUGACUCCUUCCCCAGGGAAGGGGACCAGAUCUGUACUCUGUGUGACAGGUAUGUCCUCACGAGGGCCCUGGAUAAUUGGAGCAAGAUACCUGUGGUCUCGGAGCCAGAGCCUACAGUGUGGGAGCAGGCCGUUUGGCCCAUUUGUCUGUGCUGACCAACACUACCAUCUAAGCCAACCCCUUUGGCCAGAUGUAUCUCUCUAACCUUUUCCACUCCAUAUACCUGUUUUAAAUAUUCUGUUAACGUACCUGCCUUAACCACUUCCUCAAAGAUUCAAAGUACAUUUGUUAUCGAAGUAUAUAUACAGUGUACAUUCGUCUCCUCACAGACAGCCACCAACAAAAGAGAUACUCGUUCAAAGAACAGCAUCAAACACCCAACGCACAAAAAAGAACAAAUCGCGUAAACGGCAAAAACAGGUUAAAAAGAAACACACAGAAUAUAAAUCAUCAAACCACAAAGUCCCUGGGGCAGCUGAGGAAGGUGCAGUUUAGUUCAGUUCAUUUCACUUUCCUCUGGCAGCUCAUCCCACCACACUCCCACUCUCUGCAUGAAGAGGUCCUGUUAAAAUCUCUCCCCUCUCCCCCGAAACCUGUGCCCUCUGGCUCCUCUUCCAGCAGCGCUGGAUAAAACACGAUGCACAUUCACCCCAUCGGUGCUCCUCUGUGAGCCGAUUGCAAUGCAGACCGACUUUUCUUUGCCUUCCCCUCUGUAGGCUUACCUGCACAUUAAUGUCCAACCGGCUGAUAUGUACAUCAGCUUCUCCCCACCCCCUCCUUCUCUCUUUUUCUGUUCCCCGUUCUGGUCCCCUUCUUGCCCCCUCUCUUCACCUCAUCUGCCCAUCACCUCCCCCCGCUUCCUCUCCUCUUUCCCUUUCUCCCAUGGCCCAUUCUCCUUCCCUAUCAGAUUCCUUCUUCUUGUCCCACUCCCCCAUUCCACAACCCUCCCUCUACCACACAGUCCCUGACCCUCCCCAAGCCUGUCAGUCCCUGUCUCCUUCACUGACCCUCUCCUACCCUCAAUCCCUGUCUCCCUCACUGACAACCCCCACCCCACACCUAUCCGUGCAGUGGUUGCUCCCCACCACCGCCCGCCUGUACGUUGCAGAGCCUGGGACGGCAGUCCUGUCUUUCCCAGUCCCUGUGUCUCUGCCCGAGAUUGCUGUUUGCCUGUCCCUUCCUCCCCACCCUUUCCUGCACAGCAACCUACAUCCUCCUCUGUCUGCAUGUAUGUGGGUGAGUGUGUGAAAGAUUGCCCCCCUCUCUCCUUCCCUCCCACCCCCCGCUCCUCCUCAAAUCCCCCUCCUCCUCUCCUUGCCAUUCCCUCCCCUUCACUCCUUUCAGAAGUUCCCCGGGCCACCUGGUGUAAUGGCCUCUGUGGCAGGAAGAUGGUGAACUGAGGGGAGUCACAGAGCACACAUGAAUUCCUUUUGUAGAUAGAAACACCAGCACACACUCACAUACACACACUCACACACACACACUCUUACACACGCACUCACACUCACACACACAUUCACUCACUCACUCACACACACACUCUCUCACACACUCUCACUCACUCACACACACACUCUCUCACACUCUCUCUCUCUCACACACACACACACACACACACACACACACACACACACCCCCCCCCCGAGGUCAGUGGAUAUCAAAGGGAAACACUGACAAACAGAACAAUGGACGGACUGCCCUGUUUCUGUGUUGUACGACAGAAUAUCAUUCUAUGCUUUGCCCAUUGUAUUGUCUGUGUCUGUCUAAAUGCCUUCUAAUCACAGUGAUUUUAUCUGAUACAAUCACUUCCUCUGGCAGCAAGUUCCAGAUAUCAGCUACUCUCGGUGUGACUAUCUUACCUUAUCUCUCAGAUACCCUUGAAUCCUGCUGCCUCUCACUUAUCUGUCUCUCAAGUCACUGCUCAAUAUUCUUCACUCCAGGGAAAGUAAACCCGGCCUGUCCAAUCCUUCCCCAUAACUGAAGUCCUGCAAUAUCGGCAGCUUCCUGGUGAGCCUCUGUGCUGUCUCCAGUAUGACCACACCCCUUCCUUUAACAUAUGUGGUGACCAGAAAUGCACACACUUCUCCAUGUGAGGUCUAGCCAGUGUUUCAUAAAGUUUGCAACAUAAUGUCCCAGUUUCUGUGAAGACAAACACGCUGUAUGUCUUCUCCACCACGCUACCUACCUACUGUCAGGAAACUGAGAACCUGAGAACUUGCUCUCUCUGUUCAUCGACGUGCCUUAGAACCCCACCUCUUACUGUACCAUGUCCUCUCCCUAUUGACAUCCCAAACUGAAUCACCUCACAGUUGCUGGGAUUAAAUUUGAUCUGCCAACACUCUGCCCAACUUUCCAUCUGAUCUGUAUCCAGAUGUAACCUUAGCCAGCCUUCCUCACUGUCCCCACUGCCAAUAUCCUCUGUGUCAUUAUAAUCACAUCCCCUAUAUCCACCUCCGCCAUUAAUAUCUAUCACUAGCAACAAGGUUCCCAGUACUGUUUCUUACAAUACAGAACUGGUCACGAACCUCCAGACAGGAAAGCAUCCAUCCACCAUGGCCCUCUGCCUCCUGUCACAAAAUUGAUAUCUAAUCCAGUUAGCCAGCCUGCCUUGGAUCCCUUGUGUCUUAACCUUUUAACCUACACCAAGAUCAAUGAAGCCCUUCUCUCCCACAUAAUCCUCCAGUUUUCUAUCAUCCCUGUGCCUGCCUAAGAGUUUCUUAAAUGCCCCUAAUGUAUCUGCCUCUACCAGCACCCUGGUUGGGUGUUCCACACACCCACCAAUCUCUGUGAAAAAAACCCCUACCCCUGACAUCCCCCUACACGUUCCUCCAAUCUCCUUAAAAUUAUGCCCCUUCAUAUUAGCCAUUUCCUCUCCAGCUGUCCACUCGAUCUCUGCCUCUUAAUAACUUGUACACCUCCAUAAAAUCACCUUUCAUCCUCCUUCACUCCAAGGAGAAAAGCCCCAGCUCUCUCAACCCAUCCUCAACAGACAUGCUCUCUAGUCCAGGCAGCAUCCUGGUGAAUCUCCUCUGCACUCUCUCUGAAGCUUCCACAUCGUUCCUGUAAUGAGGCGACCAGGACUGAGCACAGUAGUCUAAGUGUGAACACUAUCAUGCAUUACAUCUGCUGACACUAACUCCCAGUGCUCAGGGACACAGUCAUCCUGAGAUGAUUCAGUAGCAGAAGUUUUGCUGGGGGAGUUGAUCAGGCCACUGCACCCAGCUCCCUCCCCCUACUUCCCUCUUCAGUGAGAUCCUGCAUUAGGCAAGUAAAACUCUCUCUGCUUUCGCCCAGGCAGUGCUGACUGGUACUGGAAGAAUGACGAGGGAAUCUCAUUGAAACCUUCUGAAUAUGUAAAGUCCAAGAUACAGUAGACUUGGAGAGAAUGUUUCCUAUAGCGGGAGAGUCUGAGACCAGAGGGCACAGCCUCAGAAUAGAGGGAUGUCCCUUUAGAACAGAGAUGAGGAGGAAUUUCUUUUGUCAGAGGGAGGGGAAUCUGUGGAGGCCAAGGCAUUGGAUACUGUAUACUUAAAGUGGAGAUUGAUAGGUUAUUGAUUAGUCAGAGCAUCAGAAGUUAUAGGGAGAAAACGGGAGAAUGGGGUUGAGAGGGAUAAUAAAUCAGCCAUGAUGGAAUGGUGGAGCAGACUCGAUGGGCUGAAUGGCCUCAUUCUGUUUAACAGUCUAAAGCUGCCCUGUGUAUUUACUCCCUCUAGAUUACUUGUGACGAGCUGUUUCAUUCUCACUACAGUGGAGAGUUAUUAUCACGUAGCUGUAUUAAACACCACAAAUAAAAUAAUACUUUUCCAAUGUUGGUUACUGUUCACUGGCAUAAAGAGAUUCACAAUCCAC